GGACGUUCUUCCGUUUCCGUUUUCUGUUUUUGCAUCUACUCAGCUGACUGACAGCCAUGCGGUUCCGUUUCUGUGGCGAUUUGGACUGCCCAGACUGGGUGCUUGCCGAAAUUAGCACAUUAGCGAAAAUUUCAAGUGUCAAGAUGAAACUCCUCUGUGCUCAAGUGUUGAAGGAUUUACUUGGGGAGGGCAUUGAUUAUGACAAGGUUGCAAAGCUCACGGCAGAUGCAAAGUUUGAGAGCGGAGACAUCAAAGCUAGCGUGGCAGUGCUCAGCUUCAUUUUCUCCAGUGCAGCAAAGCAUGAUGUUGACAGUGAAUCUCUGUCCAGUGAGCUGCAGCAACUCGGUCUGCCUAAAGAACACACAACGGGGCUCUGCAAAUCAUAUGAAGACAAACACUCCGCACUGCAAGACAAACUAAGGGAGACAAGCCUGAGAUUGGGACGACUGGAGGCUGUGUCAUGGCGCAUUGACUACACUCUGAGCUCCAGUGAGCUGCGAGAGGUGAAUGAACCAAUGAUUCAGCUUAAACUCCAGGCACAAGGAGCAGAGUCAGGCUCCACAGAGACCACUGUUGUCUCUGUUUCUGCUGACAAGUUCAGAGUCUUGCUUGCAGAACUCAAACAAGCCCAGGCUAUGAUGAAUGCACUACAGUGAAGUCUGACCUCAAGGUCUGAUCAAGAGCUGGACACAACCGAUGCUGAUAGUUUGCCAAAAGUGCCAUAGUGAAAGGCUCAUUACUUAUUUAGAGUGACAGAUGUUUAAUUGUAUUUUUCUACCACAUUAGUAAUAGUUGGUGGCUGAUUUGUCACUGAAGCAAAAAUUCUGAAUGGACCAUUUUUGUAAAAUAUUGACUCUUACUUAACAUUUUUUUAUUUGAAUGAUGUUGAUUAUUUAUGUGUUUACGUUCACAUGCUCAUGGAGAACUAAAUAAAAAUGUGUAACACUGAAAAAUGUGUUCUUUGCCGAAAGGCC
Messenger RNA from Toxotes jaculatrix (banded archerfish), 974 nucleotides. RefSeq names its product COMM domain containing 4 (gene commd4). The transcript has 8 exons. NCBI's taxonomy places the organism in Eukaryota, Metazoa, Chordata, Actinopteri, Toxotidae. Bases 57 to 656 code for a protein of 199 amino acids. The record is from RefSeq and is a predicted model, not a curated record.